Molecule: messenger RNA, 4256 nt
Organism: Saccostrea echinata
Lineage: Eukaryota; Metazoa; Mollusca; Bivalvia; Ostreida; Ostreidae
Product: aldehyde dehydrogenase family 16 member A1-like
Exons: 14
Coding region: 26-2512 (828 amino acids)
Molecular function (GO): oxidoreductase activity, acting on the aldehyde or oxo group of donors, NAD or NADP as acceptor
Source: RefSeq, a predicted model, not a curated record
AUAGACGAAGAGCACGUCAUGCAACAUGGCUGAAACUGCAGAGAAGUCAAAGAGCAACCCGAAUUCUGUCAAAGAAAUAUUUAAAACGAUGAGCUAUGGACCUGCUCCAGAAGCAGACAAUGUUGUGAAGGCUUGGUUAGAUGACCAUGGUAAAGACUUUGGACUUUUUAUUGAUGGGAAAUGGGUGAAACCAGAUGGCAGGAAGAAAUAUUUAACAAAGAACCCUGCAACUGGUGAAGAGUUGGCAUGGACCACUCAGGCAGAGAAGCCAGAUGUAGACCUGGCUGUCAAAGCUGCUGAGAAAGCCUACCAAAGCUGGAGCAAGACUUCCCCCCAUGUCAGAGCUAGGCACCUCUAUAGCAUUGCCAGACAUAUCCAGAAGCACAUGCGUUUAUUCAGUGUCCUUGAGGCUAUGGAUAAUGGUAAAACUAUCCGAGAGACCAGAGAUGCUGAUAUUCCUAUAGUGGUCAGACAUUUCUAUCAUCAUGCAGGCUGGGCCCAGUUGAUGGACACAGAAAUGAGAGGAUGGAAAUCUGUUGGUGUAAUUGGUGCCAUUGUACCUUGGAACUUCCCAUUAAUGUUGCUGACGUGGAAGAUUGCCCCAGCCCUGGCCAUGGGUAACACAGUUAUACUAAAACCCGCUACAUAUACUCGCCUCUCUGCUCUCCUAUUGGCUGAAGUUUGUGCAGAGGCGGGUCUUCCACAUGGUGUCUUCAAUGUUGUCACCGGUAGUGGUGCUAUGGGCAGUAUGUUAGCUGACCAUCCAGCUGUGGACAAAGUGGCCUUUACUGGGUCAACAGGGGUGGGACAGACUCUGCGUCGCCUAACAGCUGGAAGUGGUAAGAAGCUGUCCCUGGAGCUGGGAGGGAAAUCUCCAGUGGUGGUGUUUGAGUCGGCAGAUUUAGAUAGUGCUGUGGAAGGAGUGGUGGAUGCCAUCUGGUUUAACCAGGGACAGGUCUGCAGUGCAGGUUCAAAGCUUUUGGUCCAGGAGUCAGUAUAUGAAAAAAUGGUGAAUAAACUGAAAGAGAGGCUGACCCACUUUCGUGUUGGGAACAGUCUGGAUAAAGCUAUGGACAUGGGAGCCAUAGUGGAUGAAAGCCAGAGGAAGACUAUUGAGGAGUAUGUAGAGGAGGCCAGGAAGGAGGGGGCAGAGGUCUUCCAGAUAAAGGACAGUGUUCCCAGUGGAGGCUGUUUCUACCCUCCCACAAUGAUUACAAAUGUACAGACAGUGUCCAGAGUAGUAGCAGAAGAGAUAUUUGGCCCAGUCCUUGUGGUCCUGCCUUUCAGAACAGCUAAGGAGGCCCUGGCCAUCUCUAACAACACUAUUUAUGGCCUAGGUGGGAGUGUGUGGACAGAGAAUGUGCCUUUGGCCCUGGAGGUGGCCCUGGGCAUUAAAGCUGGCACUGUAUGGAUUAACUGUCACAACAUGUUUGAUGCAGCUGCCGGGUUUGGUGGAUACAAGCAGAGUGGAUUCGGUCGUGAUGGUGGAAAGGAGGGAUUGUUUGAGUAUGUUCGUCCUGCAUGGGAAGAUAGACCAAGGCCAGGUAAAGUGGAGAUGGAUUUGAAAAACUUUGGGGUUACACUCCCACAGAGACCAACUUUUGAGAAUGUGGAAAACAAACAAAUAACAGUUAAUGGAGUUACCUUGCCAAGCAUAGACAGAACCUUUAAGAUGUACUAUGGUGGAGGUCAGAAGAGACCAGAUGCUCCAUAUGUGCGACCUGUGAUAAACCCAGAGGGAAAGGUCGUAGGUCAUGUGGGGGAGGGAAAUCGUAAGGACGUCAGAAAUGCAGUGGAAGUUGCCCAUGCUGCUGCUCCAGGCUGGGGAAAGAGAGCAGCACACAACAGAGCCCAGAUAGUGUACUACAUGGCAGAAAAUCUGGAGAUCAGACGAGAGGAAAUAGCGGGGCGGAUCCAGCUUAUGACAGGGCGUAAAUUAGAGGACUGUCUGAUGGAGGUGGAUCUAUCCAUCCAGCGUCUCUUUCACUGGGGAGCCUAUUGUGACAAGUAUGGGGGUGGAGUGCAAGAAACAACUCUGUAUGGAGCCACUGUAAAGAUCCAUGAACCUGUGGGAGUGAUUGGAAUAACCUGUCCGGAGGAGUUCCCUCUCCUGGGAUUUAUCUCCCUUUUUGCACCAGCUGUUGUCAGGGGCAACACCAUGGUCAUCAUUCCUAGUCAAAAGUACCCACUGUCAGCAUUAGAUUUAUAUCAGGUGUUUGAUACAUCAGACCUUCCUGGAGGUGUGGUCAACAUCCUGACUGGUGACAGAGAACACUUGACUAAGUACCUAACAGAGCAUCAGGAUGUCCAAUCAAUGUGGUACUUUGGGUCAGCGGAGGGGUCAAAGUUCGUAGAGUUCAUGUCUGCAGAGAAUGUCAAGAGAACGUGGGUGAAUUACGGCCUUUUGCGAGACUGGACUGACCCAGAACAAGGCCAGGGGGAGGAGUUUCUGUAUCACUCCGUACAGGUCAAAAACAUCUGGAUUCCCAUGGGAGACAUUUUUGCUAAUUAGUUAAGGACAUUUAAUGACUAUCGGGUAACUUCCAAAUUAUGGCAUAAUGACCUGACCAAAUACUAGUGCUAUGUAUUAUUCUAGGGCUAUUUAUCUAGUAAAGGUUUUCUAAAAUUCUACAAUUUAACAAUCAAAAAUCAUUGAACAAUCAGGUAUGAAUGUUCUUGUUGAGUUUGGUAUUAUGGUCAGAAUUGUUGAAACUUCUAUACCGUACUUACUUUUCUCAUAUACAUGUACAGAUGUUUGAAUGCAUGUAGUUGUUUUUUUACUGAAGUAUUACAAUAUGAUCAUAUAUUAUUUUAUUGGUAUUGGGGUCUUUUGAUUUGCUACAACUCUGGAUUUUUUUUAAAGAUAACAUAUAUUUUAUGCCAUUUUUGUACGUGUCCAUGUAUAUUUGAAAGCUUUCUCACCUGUACAAGUCAGAUGUUGGCAGCUGUCUACUGGAUGCUGAUCAGUGUUUGGAAACUUUUGUCUUCUUACUAUGCAUUUGAUAAAAUCUACCAUAAUAUCUUAAUGUAACUAAAAUUUAACAUGAGUGGCAUUUAAUCUGCAAAUUAUUUUCAUGAAUAUUUUGUAUAUAUUGUGAGAAUGCAAUAGGUAAAUUUGUGAUUUAUUUCUAUGGUGAUUUCUACACAUUUUAUGGAUACAGCUCCAAUUUUCAGAUAAUAUCUCUGAGGAAUUGUUUAAUAUUUAGGAUUUUUUUUUUCAUUUAUAUUUUUACCCCAGGUAAUUGCUUUGUGGAUAUAGAGGAAGCUAAGAAAUCCAGCAGAAUGUUUUGCCUGCAGAUUCCUGGAUGGAAAUUGGUUCAUACCUUUACACAAAAAUCUUCAAUGGACUCAAUUUGCUAUUUGAUUGUGGAUAUUACUGUAGAGAUUUUCAGAGCUAUUAUGGUAAAGAGAUUUCUGAAAUUCUUCCAAAAAGAUAUAUUUCUGAAGAAGGUGUGCAUUACAAUCUAGAUGUCUGAUGGUCUGUAUGGGAACUGAUUGUCAGCCAGUACAAGUAAAGUGUAUGCACCCUGAUAUUUUAGGUUGUAGGACACUCUAUAGGCAACUGUUCAAUUAUUUUAUGCAAAAUACUGUAUAUUGAAAUAUGACUAUGUUUUACAGAUAAAUAAUUGAUAAGUAUUAUAAACAUUAAAAAAAUUGAUAGGUAAUAUAAACAUUAACUACAUAUAUCAUCUUUCUAUUAAAGUUUACAUUGUGUGCAUAAUCAUUUCUGAAUCAGUAGAUCUGUAUGGAUUAAUCAGGAUGCUGUACUUUAUCUUUUGUGUAACUUAAAAUGUUUCAUAUUAGGAAACAUAUCGUGUUACAUUGUUACUUUGUUGAUGUCAAUUUACAUAUAUUGAAUCUUGUUAUUUGUGUUUUGUAAGGGUUCUCAUGUGUGUUCAUGGAUUUUAGGUUCCAUCAAUUUGUUGGUAGCAACUAACAUUCAUAUAUACAGUGUAUAUCCAAUCAUCCCAUAUUAAUGUUCUGACUCUGAGCCAUAUUAAUGUGUCUUGCUUGGUUAUUUACUUAUAUACACAAAAUAUAUACAAGAGCAAUGCAUAAAUCCAGCUCACAGGAAUAUACUAUGUUACCAGACUGUUAAUGGAUAAUAAAAUGUUACUGAUUUAGAAUACCAAAGUUUAUACAUGUACAAAAAUCCACAACUAGUUUAUACAUGUUUGAAUUAUUUUCCUAUAAUGUGUGAUGCUAGUUUGUGCCUUAUGAAGUCAGUGUAUAAUGAAAUAAAGAUGGCUAGCAGA